AUGGCGCCUGCUGCUGGUAGGUACUUCCUUACCACCCACUUCUGGGGUCCUGUCGCUAAUUGGGGCUUCGUAGUAGCGGGCCUCAGUGAAAUGCGUAAGGACCCCGAACGCAUAUCUGGGCGCAUGACUGGAGUCUUGUGUUUCUACAGUAUGCUCUUCAUGCGAUUCGCCAUCGCCGUAAAGCCGCGCAACAUGCUGCUAUUCUCAUGCCACCUCUGCAACUCCACGGUACAAGCCGCCCAGCUAUAUAGGCUCUACGAGUACAAGAAGGCCAAAGCGAUCGAGAAGUAA
Messenger RNA from Babesia bigemina, 291 nucleotides. RefSeq names its product brain protein 44-like protein, putative. The transcript has a single exon. The record is from RefSeq and is a predicted model, not a curated record. Gene Ontology annotation, biological process: pyruvate import into mitochondria. Lineage: Eukaryota; Apicomplexa; Aconoidasida; Piroplasmida; Babesiidae. Gene Ontology annotation, cellular component: mitochondrial inner membrane. The coding region runs from base 1 to 291 and encodes 96 amino acids.